AUGUUUUCCUCAGCGGCGGAGAGAGAGAGAGACAAAUGGGGACCGCGGUUUGACUCUCCCCCCUCCACCUCAGCUGCGGCCUCUCAGGCAAAUGCGACCGGCCGGAAGAGGAAAGCCAACUUCUCCAACGACGAGACGGAAACGCUGGUGUGGAACGUUGUGCGGCACUUCAGCGCCUUGUAUGGAUCCGAGUCCUUCCGGGCUCACCCCGUCCGCCGGAAGCAGCUGUGGACGCAGAUCCAGAGCCGGGUCAACUUCCUGGGCUACACGGAACGCUCCAUCGAUGACCUCAAGCACAAGUGGAGAGACCUCCGGCUGGACGUCAAGAAGAAGAUAACAGCCAAGAAGCCCCUUCCUCUCCACCGGCCGGGACCCCCCCAUAAGCCCCGCCUCACUCCCCUCGAGAAGAUGGUGGCCUCGACCUUUCUUCAGCCCACCCAUGACUCCGAGCCGGAGAUCGUCCUGGACCCAGAGAUUUUCUUCCCGGGGGCUUCCAAGCAGUCCUUCCUCCCGAUGCAGCCUGGCGCCAGUCACCCCGGCAUCUACAUCGACACCAAUGGGCAGCCCUCCUCUCUGCCCACCAUGGAGGGCUCCACGGUCCCACGGUUGGCCGGCCAAAGCCCCGAUCCGUCUAUGAUUUGUGACUACAGCAGAGGCGAAGGGCAGAGCAGUUCAGCUGAGUCGGGGCCAGAGCUGCGGAGCCUGGAAAUGUCGACCGUCUCGCCUCCUCUGAGAAACGAAUCCCUGGUUUCCUACACAUCCAUGUCUGAGGAAGAGGAACAAGAUGCCCCAGAGGCGGAAGGCGGGCUAGGCUCGCAGCCUGGCCUGGAGUCGCAGCUGUCAGCUGAGGAAGAUGGGAAAGCAGCUGUCCGGCAAGCCGCGCUAAUCCGCCGAUGCAACUCGCAAGGUUCGGCGACGUCCCUGCCGGAGGAUCCGAUAGAUGCCCAUUCAGAUUGGGGCCAGGGGGGCGCCUCUGAGAUCCCGGCCCUGGGCCGAGCACUCCGCCCCGCGCAGCCGGAGGAGGAGGAAACCGCCAACCAAAGUGCAGAGAUGGGCUCCUUUCCCCGGGGGCUGAUGGGGGCCGCGUGGGAGAAGCAAGACGACGAGCAGCAGCAGUCCAGGUCCCCCCUCCAUGCCGGGGCUCUCACGGAGGAGUCGCUGCCCUCUUCCGAGUCUCCCCAGGCGGACCGUGUACCGCCUCCUCAGCCUCUGCCGAGGAGAAUGGGGUGCUCGCACCUGCGGGAUGGCAGGCGAGAAACGUGGCGGACUAACCUCCAUUGCUUGAUGGACAUGGAGGACCAGUGGGACCAGCUGUACCACCAGGAGUUGGCCAUGUGGCAAGAGGAGAGGGCGCAGCAGCGCGAGGAGCGGGCCCGCGACAGGGAGCUCCAGUUCCGGCUGCUCGGGGUCCUCACUGACAUCCGCGACGAACUGAGGUCCUUGCGGCAGGAGAGGACGGCGGCCCGGCAGGAGAGGGCUUCUCAGACUGCCGCGCCAGCCACUGCGCCGGCACCCACCGCCUCGCCUCCGCAGCCUGAAGCUGCGGCCACGAAGACUCCGGCUGAUCCUGUCCCCCUCUUCUCCCUCGAAAGGGAAGAGGGCCUCUCUGGACCACCCCUGGUUAGCGCUGGCCGGGGAGAGGCAGCUGUGGCUACAAGAAGCCCCCGCGGCACUCCCCGGCGAGGGAGAGGUCGCCCCCGCGGCUCUACGUUGAGACACAGGCGGAUGCUUAUGACUAAUAGCUAG
This is a messenger RNA of Euleptes europaea (tarantolino), 1746 nucleotides long. RefSeq lists its product as uncharacterized. The transcript has 3 exons. Gene Ontology annotation, cellular component: nucleus. Bases 1 to 1746 code for a protein of 581 amino acids. The record is from RefSeq and is a predicted model, not a curated record. NCBI's taxonomy places the organism in Eukaryota, Metazoa, Chordata, Lepidosauria, Squamata, Sphaerodactylidae.